GUCUCUGUAACGAAAUACAAUUUCGUAGCUCUUAAGCAUUUUAAUUUUGAAACUCAAUUACUUUCUUUUCCAGUUCAAUGCAAAAACUCCCCAAAGAAACACUUCCAAACAAUCUGUCGAAGAGAAGAGGCUCGAACAUAAUCAAAUCCAAUGGAUUGGGGAAACGUAACCGCAGAGGAUCUGAUUGACGCGCUUCGUGAAGUGGACUGGUCAUCUCCGCCACGUCCUCUCCCGGAAUUCUUCUCUCGUUUCACCGUCCCUCGAUCUUACGCCAAAUGGAAUAGCCGCCUUAAAUGCAAUCUCUACUACUAUCGGACCAAUUAUUUCAUCAUGAUUGUUGUCAUUCUUUGUUUGGGAUUCCUGAGGAGACCGGUUGCUAUUUUAGGUGCGAUCUUAACAGCGCUUAGCAUUGCUUUUCUGAAUGAUAGCUUUACUGGUACUUUUAGUGAGAAGGUGACUAGAACUGUGAGACAAUUCUCUCCACAUUUAGCAGCUAAGAUGAGGCCCCCUCUUACACCUGUUAUUCGUGGUCGUCCGCUGGCUAAAAGAACAAUUCACAUAUGCGGCCGGCCUCGUUGGGUCUUUGUCUUCAUAUUCUCAUCUGUGAGUUUCAUCCUUUGGUAUGUGUCCUGUGGUCUACUGACUAUAUGCUGGGCACUAGCCAUUGCAUUGCUUGCCACUAUCCUUCAUGCAAGUUUUAGGACACCUAAUCUGAAGGCUCGUCUUAAUACUUUCCGUGAGGAAUUUCGUGCAGUUUGGCGCAAUUACAGUGAGCUGUAGAUCAUAUAGUCUAUAGCAUGCAAUGAAGGCUCUGAUGAUGUGAAGCUCGAAGAUCUUGUUAUUAUAAGGUUGCAUGGCUGCUGUUGGUGAUGGCUAAUCUUUGCAAUAGCAGACAAGGUGUAAAUUGUCAGUGCCUCUUUUGUUUCUGUAAAUCAGACCAUUUCUGUCUUCACUCCCUUGCUGAAUGUUUUUACUCAAAUAACCCUCCUUUGAGAAGAAAAAGAACAAAAAAAAAAAAAAAAAUUUGCAGAAUUUACAGGAGCAAUUAGCUAUCUUAUAGUUGUUGGGCAAGGUCUGGUGGUAAUGUGUCUUUUAGAU
This is a messenger RNA of Hibiscus syriacus, 1098 nucleotides long. RefSeq names its product PRA1 family protein A1-like. The record is from RefSeq and is a predicted model, not a curated record. Bases 151 to 780 code for a protein of 209 amino acids. Gene Ontology annotation, cellular component: membrane. Lineage: Eukaryota; Viridiplantae; Streptophyta; Magnoliopsida; Malvales; Malvaceae. The transcript has 9 exons.